Sparassis crispa is the source of this 627-nucleotide messenger RNA. RefSeq names its product 60S ribosomal protein. The record is from RefSeq and is a predicted model, not a curated record. NCBI's taxonomy places the organism in Eukaryota, Fungi, Basidiomycota, Agaricomycetes, Polyporales, Sparassidaceae. The transcript is spliced from 4 exons. Gene Ontology annotation, cellular component: ribosome; cytosolic large ribosomal subunit. Gene Ontology annotation, molecular function: structural constituent of ribosome; RNA binding. Bases 1 to 627 code for a protein of 208 amino acids. Gene Ontology annotation, biological process: translation.
AUGGGUUUUGCACACAACAACGUCCUUCAUCAGAACCACUUCCGCAAGGACUGGCAGACCCGUGUCCGCACCUGGUUCGACCAGCCCGGACGCAAGCUCCGCCGUCGCCAGGCGCGCAAGGCUAAGGCUGCCUCGCUCGGUGUCCGCCCACUCACCCUCCUCCGCCCCGCCGUCCGUGCCCAAACUGUUCGUUACAACCGCAAAGUCCGCGAGGGACGAGGAUUCACGCUGGCUGAGCUCAAGGAGGCUGGGAUUGGUAAGAAGGAGGCGCGUGGUGUCGGCAUUGUUGUUGACCACCGGAGGAGGAAUUUGAGCGAGGAGGGCAAGGCUGUUAACGUUGAGCGCCUGAAGGUCUACAAGGAACGGUUGAUCGUGUUCCCGCGCAAUGCGAAAAAGCCAAAGAAGGGUGACUCCACGGGUGAGGCCCUCACUGCCGAGACAACACGGGUUAACCUCGCCCUCCCUGAUUCCUUUGUGCACGAGGCACCCCGGCAGAUCACCGAGGAGGAGCGUGAGUUCAAGGCCUACCGCACCCUCCGCACUGAGCGCGCGUUCGCUCGGCAUGAGGGCCAGCGCAAGGUUCGGGAAGCCAAGAAGGCUGAGGAGGAGGCGAACAAGAAGAAGUAA